Rana temporaria (common frog) is the source of this 2303-nucleotide messenger RNA. RefSeq names its product polyubiquitin-C-like. The transcript is spliced from 2 exons. The coding region runs from base 112 to 2184 and encodes 690 amino acids. The record is from RefSeq and is a predicted model, not a curated record. NCBI's taxonomy places the organism in Eukaryota, Metazoa, Chordata, Amphibia, Anura, Ranidae. Gene Ontology annotation, molecular function: ubiquitin protein ligase binding; protein tag activity. Gene Ontology annotation, cellular component: nucleus; cytoplasm. Gene Ontology annotation, biological process: modification-dependent protein catabolic process; protein ubiquitination.
UGGGAGGUUGUAUAUAUAUAUGCAGGUAUAUGUUUAUUGUAAUCUCUAUCUACUAGAUUUUCAGGAGAGCAAGGCUCCAGCAGUGACAAAGCAACGUGCAGUAAGCCAGUCAUGCAGAUCUUUGUGAAAACCCUCACAGGCAAGACCAUCACCCUUGAGGUUGAACCCAGUGACAGUAUUGAAAAUGUGAAAUGCAAAAUCCAAGAUAAGGAAGGCAUCCCACCAGACCAGCAGAGAUUGAUCUUUGCUGGGAAGCAAUUGGAAGAUGGUCGCACCCUUUCUGACUACAACAUCCAAAAAGAAUCCACCCUUCACCUUGUGCUCCGUCUGAGAGGUGGUAUGCAGAUCUUUGUGAAAACCCUCACAGGCAAGACCAUCACCCUUGAGGUUGAGUGCAGUGACAGUAUUGAAAAUGUGAAAUGUAAAAUCCAAGACAAAGAAGGUAUCCCACCAGACCAGCAGAGAUUGAUCUUUGCCGGCAAACAGUUGGAAGAUGGCCGCACCCUUGCUGACUACAACAUCCAAAAAGAAUCCACCCUUCACCUUGUGCUCCGUCUGAGAGGUGGUAUGCAGAUCUUUGUGAAAACCCUCACAGGCAAGACCAUCACCCUUGAGGUUGAGUGCAGUGACAGUAUUGAAAAUGUGAAAUGUAAAAUCCAAGACAAAGAAGGUAUCCCACCAGACCAGCAGAGAUUGAUCUUUGCCGGCAAACAGUUGGAAGAUGGCCGCACACUUGCUGACUACAACAUCCAAAAAGAAUCCACCCUUCACCUUGUGCUCCGUCUGAGAGGUGGUAUGCAGAUCUUUGUGAAAACCCUCACAGGCAAGACCAUCACCCUUGAGGUUGAGUGCAGUGACAGCAUUGAAAAUGUGAAAUGUAAAAUCCAAGACAAAGAAGGUAUCCCACCAGACCAGCAGAGAUUGAUCUUUGCCGGCAAACAGUUGGAAGAUGGCCGCACACUUGCUGACUACAACAUCCAAAAAGAAUCCACCCUUCACCUUGUGCUCCGUCUGAGAGGUGGUAUGCAGAUCUUUGUGAAAACCCUCACAGGCAAGACCAUCACUCUUGAGGUUGAGUGCAGUGACAGUAUUGAAAAUGUGAAAUGUAAAAUCCAAGACAAAGAAGGUAUCCCACCAGACCAGCAGAGAUUGAUCUUUGCCGGCAAACAGUUGGAAGAUGGCCGCACACUUGCUGACUACAACAUCCAAAAAGAAUCCACCCUUCACCUUGUGCUCCGUCUGAGAGGUGGUAUGCAGAUCUUUGUGAAAACCCUCACAGGCAAGACCAUCACCCUUGAGGUUGAGUGCAGUGACAGUAUUGAAAAUGUGAAAUGUAAAAUCCAAGACAAAGAAGGUAUCCCACCAGACCAGCAGAGAUUGAUCUUUGCCGGCAAGCAGUUGGAAGAUGGCCGCACCCUUGCUGACUACAACAUCCAAAAAGAAUCCACUCUUCACCUUGUGCUCCGUCUGAGAGGUGGUAUGCAAAUCUUUGUGAAAACCCUCACAGGCAAGACCAUCACCCUUGAGGUUGAGUGCAGUGACAGUAUUGAAAAUGUGAAAUGUAAAAUCCAAGACAAAGAAGGUAUCCCACCAGACCAGCAGAGAUUGAUCUUUGCCGGCAAGCAGUUGGAAGAUGGCCGCACCCUUGCUGACUACAACAUCCAAAAAGAAUCCACUCUUCACCUUGUGCUCCGUCUGAGAGGUGGUAUGCAGAUCUUUGUGAAAACCCUCACAGGCAAGACCAUCACCCUUGAGGUUGAGUGCAGUGACAGUAUUGAAAAUGUGAAAUGUAAAAUCCAAGACAAAGAAGGUAUCCCACCAGACCAGCAGAGAUUGAUCUUUGCCGGCAAGCAGUUGGAAGAUGGCCGCACCCUUGCUGACUACAACAUCCAAAAAGAAUCCACUCUUCACCUUGUGCUCCGUCUGAGAGGUGGUAUGCAAAUCUUUGUGAAAACCCUCACAGGCAAGACCAUCACCCUUGAGGUUGAGUGCAGUGACAGUAUUGAAAAUGUGAAAUGUAAAAUCCAAGACAAAGAAGGUAUCCCACCAGACCAGCAGAGAUUGAUCUUUGCUGGGAAGCAAUUGGAAGAUGGCCGCACCCUUGCUGACUACAAUAUCCAAAAAGAAUCCACCCUUCACCUUGUGCUCCGUCUAAGAGGUGGCACACACAAUUUAUUAAGUUAGACAGUUUUGUUUUAAAUGUUCUAAAUACUUUUUUGUGAUGUGAAUAAUUAGGUGGGUUUUCUGAGUAAGUUGAUGGAUGAAAAUAUUCUUAAUUUUCAAUAAAAUUUCCCUUAAAUGAA